CUGAAGAUCUGUACUUGUCCAGUUCCUUCAUCACCCUCCAAAUUGGAAAAAAAUAAUAAAAUGGCCAUGAAAUUCGGAGGAGCGAUGGUACUUGUCGUGAUAGCUUCAGUGACGAUCGGAGCUUCAGUGGCCUAUCCAGGUUGGAACAACAAUAAUGGCUAUGCUUGGCCUCCGAAGCAAUACGACGGUCCCACUGAGGUGCCUCCGAAGAAGGUUGUCGUCGGAGGGUCCGAGAAUUGGCAUUUCGGAUUCGAUUACAGCGCCUGGGCUCACAAAAACGGCCCCUUUUACGUCAACGACACCCUCGUGUUCAAGUACGACCCACCGAGCGACAAAAACACGCAUCCACACAGCGUCUACGUGUUCCAGACCUUCUGGAGCUACAUGAGGUGUGACCUCAAGAGGGCGACCAUGGUGGCCAAUGUGUCGGACGGGGCGGGAGAUGGCUUCGAGUUCACCUUGAGCCAGAAGUGGAAGUUUUACUUCUUUGCAUGCGGUGAGAGCGGCCUCCACUGCUCCACCGGGAAGAUGCGGUUCUCUGUGGUGUCGCUUCCUCGCCCCUGGAAGUGGCACGGCUGAUUGGCCCCGAUAAGCCAAGGAAGAGGCAGUGCCAAUGCUUGUUAUGUAACCGAAGUUACUGUUUUCUUUUCUUUUUUCUAUUUUCCUUUUCAAUUAAGUUCAUGGUAUGAUUAUCUGUCUCUGUUGAAGUUACAUUGGGCUGUUAGAAAACAAUAACUUAUUUCGGGUUUGGAAUAAAUUUGUGACUGAUUCCAAGUAAACGAAAUAAAGAAACGUGUUUUC
This is a messenger RNA of Syzygium oleosum, 801 nucleotides long. RefSeq lists its product as uncharacterized. NCBI's taxonomy places the organism in Eukaryota, Viridiplantae, Streptophyta, Magnoliopsida, Myrtales, Myrtaceae. Bases 61 to 579 code for a protein of 172 amino acids. The transcript is spliced from 2 exons. The record is from RefSeq and is a predicted model, not a curated record. Gene Ontology annotation, molecular function: electron transfer activity.